Messenger RNA from Teleopsis dalmanni, 2407 nucleotides. RefSeq names its product probable serine/threonine-protein kinase clkA. The record is from RefSeq and is a predicted model, not a curated record. Gene Ontology annotation, biological process: actin cytoskeleton organization. Lineage: Eukaryota; Metazoa; Arthropoda; Insecta; Diptera; Diopsidae. The coding region runs from base 28 to 2301 and encodes 757 amino acids. Gene Ontology annotation, cellular component: plasma membrane. The transcript has 8 exons.
AAGAUAAAGUAAAAAUAAAUAAACAAAAUGCUUGUAAAUACAACAACAACAACGACAUCUUCAUCGGCACCCACGCCGGGCUCAUCGUCAUCGACCAGCAAUACAUUGGAACCAUCACCGCAAACAUUGCCAAGCGCAAAUAAUUCCCGCCCACCAUCACGCGCCCCCUCCAUUCUUGAUAGUCCAACUCUGGCACGUGUGGAACGUGCACGCCUGAGAUUGGAGGCAUCAAGCCAUCAGCAACUGCAUCACCAAUACAACAGUUGCGGUAUCGGUGGUGGCGGUAGCGGUAGCGGUGGCGGUGGUGGCAGCAAUGGAAAUAGCAUUGCAACAACCAUGAAUCGUGAAGACAGUCUGGAACGCAGCAUAUUGGAUCCAAAGAAAGACGUACCUUGGCAUCAAGUCUGGACACAUAUGAAACGCCUAUCACAUGCCUCUAAGGUGAACUCAACGAACACAUUAACCGCACAUAAAACCGAUGUCGGCUCGGGGAAGUCUAUAUUAUUUCCGGACAAGACAGCAUCACUUAAGGAUGCUUUAUAUGCGAAACAGCAACAACAUCAGAUCUUCAUACGCCCCGAUAUGCAAUCACUGUUAGCUGGACGCAUUCCGGUUGCCUCAAUGACUGGUCCAAUUAAACGCGGCCUUCUAUGGCAACAACGAGACCGUCUGUUUUCACGUUGGAAAGAAAGAUAUUUUGUACUAACACGUGACUAUCUGCAUUGCUUCAAAAGAGCAUCAGGUUCAGCAAAUGAACGUGCCUCUGACAUGGGACAAUUUAUAUUUAAGGUUAAAUUGGUUGACGUUGAAAAGGUGGAGUGGCUAAAUCGCCGUUCCUAUAGCGCCAUUGGCUUGUUAUUAGGCCGUGAAGGAAGAGUUUUAUUACGUUGCGACGAUGGCCUCGAAGACUGGUAUGAACUUUUAGAGGAAUGUACUUUAACUUCUAAAGAGCGUCGACGUGCCUUAAAAAUUGCACAAGGGCCUCGUUCUCGUGCUUCAUUGGCCGCGCCAGUUUCACAUGCUUCAUUGCAAAAUCAUCACUUCGGCCUGGGCGGGACAUAUUCGAGUGCUUUUGAUGAUUGGUUAAUGACGAGUGGUAGUGGCGCAGGUCGAUUAAAGCUAGGCACUGGCAGUGUAAGCGGUUUCGCUGGCAAUAAUCCAUUUCUGUUCUCUGAUUCAGUGCCAGAUUUAAGUGCUUUAAAUAACGAGAAUCAGAAUCAUAUAAGUGGCAUGUCCACAAAUCAUUCAACACCACAGAAAAUACCCUACUCUUCAGCAAAUAACGCAAAUUUAAGUCGCUAUUCUAAUGGUUACUCAUCACAGAACAGUUCUUUCUCCAAUUGCACCGGCUUAUAUGGUUCACCACGACGCAUAUUUAUUAACAGCAGUUUCGGUUCCAAUCAUGUUGUUGAUGAGGAAGCUGAAGAUGGGGAAGUACUGUUAAGACGUCCACGAAUUUCUCGCAACAACAAUACCGAAAAUGGAAAUGAACUGGAUCGUGACUGGUUGUAUCGGAAACCCAGAGCACCUACUGACAUGCGUCACUCUGUGCAACCAAUGCUAUCAACAUCUACUAAUGGAAAUGGUAUCAACAAUGCUAACCAUAGUCAUCAAGCCGAUUUGGACUAUUCGGCACAUGACAGCGGACUUGAUACACCUCCAUCUACACAUCGCCCGUCCAGCUAUCGAGAGUUGAAUCAUGCUUCGCCCCGCGAUUCUAGUGAGACUACAGUUAGCUCAUCACGUGGUACUUUGUUAAAUUCGCCAGGCGGCAGUUUUCGUACUAAGCAAUUGAACCACGUUACCAAUUUGAAUCACGUAAAUGCAUUGCAUAGCUCACGUUACAGCGUACAAGAGCGCAUACUCAAGAUACGUAAUGAAGAGGAUCGUUUUGCUUCUAUAAAAUCUUCAAAUCGUAUCAACCAAAACGAAUUAUAUGAUCCGAACCAAAAUCGUUAUUUUAAGAAUGGCAGUCAGUCUCCCGCUUUAACACCACAACAUACACCAAUCAAAAUGCAACCAAAUCAUGCUCAGGUUCAUAUACAUAAUGGCAAUGGUAAUAAUAAUAGCCCAAAUCUUAACGGCAAUGCUCCAAUAAAUGGUUCGGCUAUUUUUCGUGAACGCUACCAACAUCCUGCGCUGGCAGCUAUUAUUAAUGAAUCCCAAGGCAUGAAAUUUAGAGAUCGAUCAUAUUCCGAUUGUCAACAGUUGCCGGCUCGACGCAGCAGUAACAACAAUGUAUCUCCAUUAACCACAAGACGCAAUAAUACUCCCAUUUUCGGUACACCUACUCGCGUAUAGCGGUUAAAGAUCUAAAGCUACGUUGGAAUUACUUAAAGGAAGGCGUUACUUUAACAAUAAUUAAUAUAAAUUUAUUUAAUUAAAUGAAAGGAAUAAAACAGGUUUU